Balaenoptera ricei (Rice's whale) is the source of this 4884-nucleotide messenger RNA. RefSeq names its product ATPase phospholipid transporting 10A (putative) (gene ATP10A). Gene Ontology annotation, cellular component: plasma membrane. The transcript is spliced from 21 exons. The coding region runs from base 121 to 4626 and encodes 1501 amino acids. The record is from RefSeq and is a predicted model, not a curated record. Gene Ontology annotation, molecular function: ATP hydrolysis activity; ATPase-coupled intramembrane lipid carrier activity; magnesium ion binding. Gene Ontology annotation, biological process: phospholipid translocation. Lineage: Eukaryota; Metazoa; Chordata; Mammalia; Artiodactyla; Balaenopteridae.
CUGUGCGUCCCGCAGGCGGGGAGCCCGCGCCGCCGCGCCGGGCAGCCGGCGAUGAUCACCUAGGAGGCUGGCGCGGGCGGGCGCGAGCGGCGGAGGAGCCGGGCGCGGCGACACGCGGCCAUGGAGCGGGAGCCGGCGGCGGCUGAGGAGCCCGGGCCCCCGGGACGGCGGCGGCGGCGGCGGCGGCGGCGGCGGCGCAGGGAGGUCAGGACGCGCACGGUGCGCUCCAACCUGCUGCCACCCCCGGGCGCCGAAGACCCCGCGGCGAGCGCGGCCAAGGGCGCGCGGCGGCGGCGGCGGUGCGGGGGCUCCCAGCACCUGGCCGACAACCGGCUCAAGACCACCAAGUACACUCUGCUGUCCUUCCUGCCCAAGAACCUGUUCGAGCAGUUCCAUCGCCUGGCCAACGUGUACUUCGUCUUCAUCGCGCUGCUCAACUUCGUGCCGGCCGUGAACGCCUUUCAGCCCGGCCUGGCACUGGCGCCUGUGCUCUUCAUCCUGGCGGUCACGGCCUUCAAGGACCUGUGGGAGGACUACAGCCGUCACCGCUCCGACCAAGAGAUCAACCACCUGGGCUGCCUCGUCUUCAGCAGGGAAGAAAAGCAGUACGUGAACCGAUUCUGGAAAGAAAUCCGCGUGGGAGACUUUGUGCGUCUUCGCUGCAAUGAGAUCAUCCCUGCAGACAUCCUGCUGCUCUACUCCAGUGACCCCGACGGGCUGUGCCACAUCGAGACAGCCAACCUGGAUGGAGAGACCAACCUGAAACGGCGCCAGGUGGUCCGAGGCUUCUCCGAGCUCGUCUCCGAAUUCAAUCCUUUGACGUUCACCAGCGUAAUCGAGUGUGAGAAGCCCAACAACGACCUGACUAGGUUUCGUGGGUGCAUCAUACACGACAACGGGAAAAAGGCAGGGCUCUACAAAGAAAACCUGCUGCUUCGAGGCUGCACCAUCCGAAACACAGAAGCCGUCGUGGGCAUCGUCAUCUACGCAGGACACGAGACCAAGGCUCUGCUCAACAACAGCGGGCCCCGCUACAAGCGCAGCCGGCUGGAGAGGCAGAUGAACUGUGACGUGCUCUGGUGUGUCCUCCUCCUCGUUUGUAUGUCUCUGUUUUCGGCCGUCGGACAUGGACUAUGGGUGCAGCGCUAUCAAGAGAAGAAAUCAUUAUUUGAUGUCCCUGAGUCUGACGGCACCUCUUUAUCCCCAGUCACAGCUGCAGUUUAUUCGUUUUUGACAAUGAUAAUAGUUCUGCAGGUUUUGAUCCCAAUUUCCUUGUAUGUUUCCAUUGAAAUUGUUAAAGUAUGCCAAGUGUACUUCAUUAACCAGGAUAUAGAGUUGUAUGAUGAGGAGACAGACUCGCAGCUGCAGUGCCGAGCCCUGAACAUCACGGAAGACCUAGGGCAGAUACAGUAUAUCUUCUCCGAUAAAACUGGCACUUUAACCGAGAAUAAGAUGGUUUUCCGAAGAUGCACUGUGUCUGGCAUAGAAUAUUCUCAUGAUGCAAAUGCCCGGCGUCUGGCCAGGUACCAGGAGGCAGACUCGGAGGAGGAGGAGGUGGUGCCCAGAGGGGGCUCGCUGCCCCAGCGCAGCAGCACCGGGAGCCACCAAAGCAUCCGAAUCGUGCAUCGGAGCCAGAGCACCAGGUCACACCGGCGCACCAGCAGCCGUGCCGAGGCCAAGAGGGCCAGCAUGCUGUCCAAGCACACAGCCUUCAGCAGCCCCAUGGAGAAGGACAUAACGCCCGACCCGAAGCUGCUGAAGAAGGUGAGCGAGUGUGACAGGUACCUGGCCUUUGCAAGGCACCAGGAGCACCCACUGGCCCACCUCUCACCUGAGCUGUCUGACAUUUUCGACUUCUUCAUUGCACUCACCAUCUGCAACACAGUGGUGGUCACGUCCCCGGAUCAGCCACGACAAAAGGUGAGGGUGCGCUUCGAGCUGAAGUCCCCGGUGAAGACAAUAGAAGAUUUCCUCCGGAGGUUCACGCCCAGCCGCCUGGCCUCGGGCUGCAGCAGCAUUGGGAGCAUGGCCACCAACAAGUCGGCGCACAAGUCCAGCCUCCUGUCCACGCUGGCCACCGACGGCACGCUGUUCCGGCUGGAGGAGAGGCUGGGCCCGCCGGCCCCGGCCCUCACCAGCAAUGGCUACAGCAGCGGGGCGGACGGCUGGGCACCUGAGUGCUCAGCACAGGAGCCCGAGCCCGAGCGGGAGCUGCGCUACGAGGCCGAGAGCCCCGACGAGGCAGCGCUCGUCUAUGCCGCCCGCGCCUACAGCUGCGCGCUCGUGGACCGACUGCACGACCAGGUGUCGGUAGAGCUGCCCCACCUGGGCAGGCUCACCUUCGAGCUCCUGCACACUCUGGGCUUCGACUCCAUCCGCAAGAGGAUGUCGGUGGUGAUCCGGCACCCACUCACGGACGAGAUCAACGUCUACACCAAGGGGGCUGACUCGGUGGUCAUGGACCUCCUGCUGCCCUGCUCCACAGAUGACGCCAGAGGAAGGCAUCAAAAGAAGAUCCGGAGCAAGACUCAGAACUACCUCAACCUGUACGCGGUGGAGGGCCUGCGCACCUUGUGCAUCGCCAAGAGGGUUCUGAGUAAGGAAGAGUAUGCCUGUUGGCUGAAGAGCCACUUGGAAGCGGAAUCCGCCCUGGACAACCGCGAGGAGCUCCUGUUUCAGUCUGCCAUUCGCCUGGAGACGAAUCUGCAUCUGUUGGGUGCCACUGGGAUUGAAGACCGCCUGCAGGACGGAGUUCCUGAAACCAUUGCUAAAUUGCGUCAAGCAGGCCUGCAGAUUUGGGUUCUCACCGGUGACAAACAGGAAACAGCCAUUAACAUCGCUUACGCCUGCAAACUGCUGGACCACGACGAGGAAGUCAUCACCCUGAACGCCGAAUCCCAGGAGGCGUGUGCAGCCCUGCUGGACCAGUGCCUACACUAUGUGCAGUCCAGGACCCCCCACAGUGCCGCCGAGAAGACCGCUGGUGGCGUGAGCGUGGGCUUCUCCCCCCUCUGCUCGCCCUCUGCAGCCGCCAUCUCUGGCCCCAGCCCCAGCCUUGUGAUCGAUGGGAGAAGUCUGGCCUAUGCCCUCGAGAGAAACCUGGAGGACAAAUUCCUCUUCCUUGCUAAGCAGUGCCGGUCUGUCCUUUGCUGUCGCUCGACUCCCCUGCAGAAGAGCAUGGUGGUGAAGCUGGUCAGGAGCAAGCUCAAGGCCAUGACUCUGGCCAUAGGAGAUGGAGCCAAUGACGUCAGCAUGAUCCAGGUGGCAGAUGUGGGCGUGGGACUCUCAGGCCAGGAGGGCAUGCAGGCAGUGAUGGCCAGCGACUUCGCGGUGCCCAAAUUCCGAUACCUUGAGAGGCUCUUAAUCGUUCAUGGACAUUGGUGCUAUUCCCGACUUGCCAACAUGGUGCUGUACUUCUUCUACAAAAACACAAUGUUCGUGGGCCUCCUGUUUUGGUUCCAGUUUUACUGUGGCUUCUCUGCGUCUGCCAUGAUUGACCAGUGGUAUCUGAUCUUCUUUAAUCUGCUCUUCUCAUCGCUUCCCCAGCUUGUGACUGGGGUGCUGGACAAGGACGUGCCGGCUGACGUGCUGCUGACCAAGCCGCAGCUCUACAAGACUGGCCAGAACAUGGAGGAAUAUCGGCCUCGUACGUUCUGGUUGAACAUGGCUGAUGCUGCCUUCCAGAGCCUCGUGUGUUUUUUCAUUCCCUAUUUGGCCUACCACGACUCAGACACAGACAUGUUCACCUGGGGGACCCCCAUCACCACCAUCGCGCUGUUCACCUUCCUCCUGCACCUGGGUAUAGAAACCAAGACCUGGACCUGGCUCAACUGGAUGGCUUGUGGCUUCAGUAUCCUUUUAUUUUUCACUGUGGCUUUGAUUUAUAAUGCUUCCUGUGCAAUGUGCUACCCUCCGUCCAACCCCUAUUGGACCAUGCAGACGUUAAUGGGCGACCCUGUGUUUUACUUCAUUUGUCUCAUAGCACCUGUCGCCGCGCUGCUGCCCAGAUUGUUUUUCAAAGCCCUGCAGGGGAGCCUUUUCCCCACCCAACUGCAGCUGGGACGCCAGUUGGUCAGAAGGUCCCCCAGGAAACUCAGGGCUCCCAAAGAGACCUUUGCUCAGGGACACCUCCCAGGAGAACCGAGGACGGAACCGUCAGAACAGAGGAGCAUCAGUGCCUUGGGGUCCUUCUCCCAGGACUGUAGCUCGCAGGUGUUUUGGCACUCACAACAGCCGGCCUGCUCCCCAGAGGCCAGCGGGGUGCCCACCGUGGUGGACAUGGGCGUGUCUCUGAGGGAGGACACCCUGCUGGAAGGCCUGGGCAGCCAGACCACGGGGUCCUCCUCACCAGGGGAGGUGAUCCCGGAAGGCUGUCCAGGGGACCCCAAGAUGAAACCCACAAGUGCCAGCAGGGCAGCUGCCCUGUCGUCCAUCUUCAGCCUGCCCAGCCUCAGCUCACUCAACUGGAUUUCCUCCCUCUCUCUGGUCAGCGGGCUGGGAAGCGUCCUACAGUUCUCCCAAAGUGGUUUACAGAUGGACAAGCGGGACAGCGAGUUCCUACCCAGCCCCCCGCAGCCAGACCAGGACCUGCAAGGCUUGAGUGGGCAGACCACGGACUACUUCUAGGACCUCCUUCCAGGGACUACAGCUGGUGGUGGCAGCGGUGAAAACCUCGAAAUGCUUUUUUUAUAACAUAGAUGUUAAUAUUAUUUAUGUUUAUUAUUUGCACAGAAGAGUUCUAGUGAGAUGUAUUUUAUAUAUUUCCAAGGCUAACACAGGAAAUGAAAGGUACCAAAAAAAAAGUUUAUUUUUUAAAAUUUCUAACUAGAGUAUAUUGAAAAGAAAAAUAAGAGCUUUAUCGUAUAUAAAAGUUUAAGGAAGAGA